AUGAGCGACGCUUUGAAAGAUGCGCCUUUCCAGACCGUCCAGGUCGAGGCAUUGGUGAUCAUGAAAAUUGCCAAGCACUGCUCCUCGACGUUUCCCACUGUUGCGACAGGAUCUAUUGUUGGUAUGGAUCAAAAUGGUGUUCUCGAGAUCACCAACACUUUCCAGUUCCCUACCGUCGAAGGCGCUGUAACCGAGGGCCACCAAAACGAUACCUCCCAGAUCGCAGCCGCUGCUCCCCGACAGAAGGCCAACAUUGCCUACCAGAAUGAGAUGAUCCGACACUUGAAGGAGGUGAAUGUCGACGCCAACAAUGUUGGAUGGUAUACCAGUGCCACCAUGGGCAACUUUGUCAACAUGGGCUUCAUCGAGAACCAGUACCACUACCAAAAGGACAACGACCGAACUGUCGCGCUUGUCUACGAUACUAGCAAGAGCUCUCAGGGGAACCUGACGCUGCGGGCAUUCCGUCUCACCAGCACCUUUAUGGCUGCAUACAAGGAGGGCAAGUUCACAACUGAGAGCCUUCAAAAGUCAAAGCUCACUUUCCGCGAUAUUUUGGCUGAGCUGCCUAUCAACGUGCACAACUCUCACCUCCUCACCUCGUUCCUCCACCAGAUCCCUACUCCUCCCGCCGAAGAGGAGAUUGAGCAGCCCAACUCAGUUUCAGACCUCAAGAGAGACGCCGUCAAGCCUCCCCUGUAUCCCUCUAUCGACAGCCUCGACCUCUCCAUUGAUCCUUUCCUCGAGAAGACGUGCGACUUGCUCCUUGAGAGCAUCGAGUCCCACUACACCGACCUCAAUAACUUCCAGUUCUUUCAACGCCAAGUCACCCGUGAGCAGGCGAAGAUUUCGCAGUGGCAGGCGAAGCGGAAGGCUGAGAAUGCUCAGCGUGCUGUGGCCAAACAGCCUCCUCUGCCCGAGGAUGAGUGGCAGCGACUGUUCAAGAUGCCCCAGGAGCCGAGCCGACUUGAGGGUAUGCUGAACGCCAAGCAGGUCGAGCAAUACAGCAAGCAAGUGGAUGGAUUCACCUCCAACGUGACAACCAAGAUGUUUGCCGUACGGGAGAACCUGAUGCCGCAGUAA
Messenger RNA from Metarhizium robertsii ARSEF 23, 1083 nucleotides. Its product is annotated as eukaryotic translation initiation factor 3 subunit H. Gene Ontology annotation, cellular component: cytosol; cytoplasm; eukaryotic translation initiation factor 3 complex. The record is from RefSeq and is a predicted model, not a curated record. The coding region runs from base 1 to 1083 and encodes 360 amino acids. NCBI's taxonomy places the organism in Eukaryota, Fungi, Ascomycota, Sordariomycetes, Hypocreales, Clavicipitaceae. The transcript has 3 exons. Gene Ontology annotation, molecular function: metallopeptidase activity; translation initiation factor activity; protein binding.